This is a messenger RNA of Arabidopsis lyrata subsp. lyrata, 569 nucleotides long. RefSeq names its product protein RALF-like 21. The record is from RefSeq and is a predicted model, not a curated record. The transcript has a single exon. The annotation marks the transcript as partial. NCBI's taxonomy places the organism in Eukaryota, Viridiplantae, Streptophyta, Magnoliopsida, Brassicales, Brassicaceae.
AUACCACGAAUUGAACCAUAUUUUACCACAAAUACACAUUUCCCCCACACAACAAAAAAAAAAAAAAAAAGCAAUAUGAAAAAAACAAAUAGGUUUAUGGUAGUGGCAACAUUCAUAGCAUGUGUGUUCAUAAGCAGCAUGAACAUGACGGUUGGAAAAGUAAUUGGGUAUCCAGGAUUGAGACCUGAUCUCCCUUGUGAUCAUCAUCAGUAUCCUUCUGCAUGUGCUCCAUCCGAACAACCGGUGAAUCCGUACAAACGGGGAUGUGAACUAAUACAUAGAUGUAGACGUGAUCCACCUCCACCCAUUUCUAGAAAAAUGUUAAUACAAGCUCAAUUUAUUUAUAAUAAUGCAUAUAACCAAUCCCCAUGAAUAAUAAAUCUAUGGGUUUGGUUGUGUUUAAGCCAUGUUAUUUUCUAUAUCUAUACAGCCUUAGCUUAAUAAUUUCCAGUGUGUAUCAUUGUAUUACAUUUACAAUAUACAAUUGAUGAAAUCAUGUUUAUCAUUCAGUUUUGUUCGAUUUUAGUUCCUUCGUAUUAAUGAGAAAAUAAAAAUAAAGAAUCAAACUG